Molecule: messenger RNA, 1564 nt
Organism: Entelurus aequoreus (snake pipefish)
Lineage: Eukaryota; Metazoa; Chordata; Actinopteri; Syngnathiformes; Syngnathidae
Exons: 2
Coding region: 119-805 (228 amino acids)
Source: RefSeq, a predicted model, not a curated record
CGGCGCUCGCGAAUUUUACUCCAAACAUUUAAGUUUAAUAAUGUAAGGAGAAAGUUUGCAAUUAAUUUAACAAGUGAAUGUCUGGAGUAAAUAGCCGGUGCGCUGUUACAAAGACGAGAUGGCGCCCAAGGCUGAUUAUAGCGAACUUAAAAAGUCAAUCGACACUCUGAUCGAGGAAGUUGCUACGAUCAAGGAGCAGCAGAAAACCAUCAUGUCCCUUGUUGUGCAGCUGGAUCAGAUGAGGGCUGACAAUUUGGAGAAAGACAAGAAAAUCGCAAUUCUGGAGAACAGAGUUGCUGAUAUUGAGCAGUACACAAGGAUCAAUGAUGUGAUCAUCACCGGACUUAGCAUCAAACCCCGGUCUUACGCACGAGCAGUAGCCCCAGCGAAUGGAGGGGAGCCGGCGGAGUUGGAUGUUAUUUCGAUGGAGCGACAGGUGGCGGUCUUCAUGCAGUCCAAGGACAUACAACUGGACUGUAACAGCAUCGAAGCAUGUCACCUCUUGCCCAGGAGAGGAACAAACGACAAGCCGAGCGUAGUUCUGAGAUUUGUCAAUAGAAAGCACAAGAUCGCGUUGCUAAAACAGGGAAGGAAGCUAAAAGGAACAAACGUAUACAUGAACGACCAUUUGACCAAACGAAAUGCUGAUAUAGCCCGAAAAGCACGCCAAAUGAGGAGAGAGAAGAAAAUUCUACAAACUUGGACUGCGAACUGUAAAGUAUUCAUCAAACUCAACGGCACUCCGGAGAACGCCAAAGUGCUGCUGAUUAGAAACAUCGAAGAUCUGAACGAAUAUGACGUAUGAACUGGAAUGUAAGUUCCUGCUGCAUCUUGGGAGAAUGAUCUGCGCAGUAAAAUGCGACCUAAGCGUGACAUCAGAGGGAAGACCCAGGACACGGUGGAUAGACUAUGUCUCCCAGCUGGCCUGCAUUGAAAUGCCUCGGGACCUCCUGUGAAGAGCUGGACGAAGUAGCAGGGGAGAGGGAAGUCUGGGCUACUCUGCUUAGGCUGCUGCCCCAUGCGACCCAACUUUGGAUAGGCCGAAGAAGAUGGAUGGAUGGAUGGCAUUUUCAUAUUUUUUUUCCCUAACACUGCAUAAGCUACAAGCUGUCAUUUUAAUUAUAAACACGCCUCCUUUUUUUUUUUUUACACAGGAAAUGAACUUUGGGGUGCCAUGGCUCAGUUGUCCAGAACCCUGAUGGUUCCUGGUACGAAUCCAACUUUUUGCCAUCAUAGUAACUGCCGUUGUCUCCUUGGGCAAGACACUUCACCCGCUUUUCUCCUAGUGCCACCCACAGUGAUUUAUGAAUGUGUGCGGCAGGAUUCCCUUGCAAAAAAUGGUUCAUAAUCUCAAUGGGACAGAUAAAAGGUCAACUUUUAAACAAAUAAAGCAUAUCCUUACAUAUAUAUAUAUGUAUUAUCAUUUAUUUACAUCAGUCGCCAUUGUUGGGCCGCGAUCGCCCCCUCGAGGGCCACCAAAAAAUAUGCUUGGUACUCAGUUGUAAUACACUUUUUCACCACUUGUGACAGUAAUGAGAAGAAAUUCGUAAAUAUUUGUUUUAUG